This is a messenger RNA of Nymphaea colorata (pocket water lily), 911 nucleotides long. Its product is annotated as RING-H2 finger protein ATL56-like. The record is from RefSeq and is a predicted model, not a curated record. Lineage: Eukaryota; Viridiplantae; Streptophyta; Magnoliopsida; Nymphaeales; Nymphaeaceae. The transcript has a single exon. Bases 95 to 580 code for a protein of 161 amino acids.
UCCUGAGAGGGAGAGUAUAUCCAUACUCGUGUCGUCUCUGUUCCAUCCUCGUCCUCAUUUCUCUCUCUCUCUCUCUCUCUCUCUCUCUCUCGGGAUGUCGGUCUCCCAUCUUGCUGCUGCUGCUGCUUCUUCUUCUUUUUCUUCUUCUGCAGAUUUCCGAAUGGCGAAGCCCAAUCGCCUGCUCACCCUCCUCCUCCACGUUCUGAUCAUGGUGGUCGUCUUCUCCGUCGGGCUUCUCUUCCUCGGCAUCGCCAUUGUCUUUGUCAUCCACGUCUUCCUCAUCCGCCGCGCGUUCGAAUCCUCACCUGAUGAAGACUUCCCUUCUUUCGCCUCUCGUUCUUCUUCGUGGUCUUCUUCUUGUGGGUUGUCGAGGUUCGACCUCCAGCGGCUUCCCUGCUUCGACUACCGAAAUGGGUAUCCAUCCGACUGCGCCGUUUGCUUGGAGACAUUCAGAUAUGGUGAAAGAUGCAGAUCGCUGCCGUCUUGCAGGCACAACUUCCACGCUCACUGUGUCGACGCGUGGCUAGCCGUAGCGCCCGUCUGCCCCAUUUGUCGGACGGCGGUGCGCCCGCCGGAUUGAUCAUGGUUAGACGGAUCCGAUAAGAUUUGCUGAGAGAAUGAAUCCGUAAUGAUGUGUAAGAUGUAAAGAAACUUCAACUGUAAUUUUCUCUGAACCAAGAGCCCCAUUCACUUCAGGGUGUAAAUCAGCUUAGACCUUCAAGUUCAUGGAGGUUAAAAGCUCGAAACUGAGGGUGCGUCUCUUGGAAUAAUCUAGCAAGCGUCUAGCUAGCCCCAGCUUGUCGAUCAAAUGAAAAAAAGAAAAGGCAAGAUAGAAAUGUAAGUCUCUUCCCACUCUUGGGUUUUGGUAAUAUAUGGAGAAUGUUAGUUCGUGGUUCUUGAAUCACAAGCAA